GUUUAUGUUGUCCCAUUAAACGUCUGUCCCGAUUUUCACCAUCGAAAAAUCUAUUUUAGAGGUGGGAAUUUUUUGAGCUGUUACACGACAAAGAAGCAACGAAAAGUGAUUCACCCUCAUCGGCCAACUAUAAGAAUAUCUGUAAAUAUGAUGUCCUUUAGCAUGGCAAGAAAAGACCUCUGGCGUGGCACAGUUCGCCGCCCUGAUGGCACUUCGUUAUUAAGCCCGUUUGUUUGCCGCCGACACAAGAGCGGACCGUAUGGGUACACGCAAGCCAAGGCGCUUGUUUACUCAGCUCACGGCGAGCCUAUUGAUGUGCUCAGUUUACAUACCCACUCUAUUUCGCCUUCAAUUCCUUCCACAUCACUGCUACUUCGUAUGUUGGCAGCCCCUGUGAACCCGGCAGAUAUCAACCAAAUCCAAGGUGUCUAUCCAUCCCAGCCUAGAUUUACCUCUCUUCUUGGGACAUCAAGGCCAAGUGCGAUAGGGGGAAACGAGGGUUGCUUUGAAGUUGUUACUGUCGGAUCUUCCGUCAAGAAUUUCACAAAAGGCGACUGGGUUAUCACCAAACGACCAUGCUUUGGUACCUGGCGCACUCACGCGCUCGUCGACGAAGAAAGUACCAUGCGGAUUGACCGACAAGGCCUAUCGCCCGCUCAAGUUUGCACGAUAUCAGUGAAUCCUUGUACAGCUUAUCGCAUGCUGAAAGAUUUUGUAGAGCUGCGCGAGGACGAUUGGUGGAUUCAGAAUGGAGCCAACAGUAGUGUUGGCAGAGCAGCUAUUCAACUUGGCAAGUUUUGGGGACUCCGCUCAAUCAAUGUGAUUCGGGAUCGACCGGAUCCAGCGGCUACUGAAGUCUUGCGUAGUGAGUUGUUGGAACUAGGUGCGACUCACGUUCUCACCGAGGCUGAGCUUAUGGGACGAGGCUUGCGUGAUCGCGUGAUGGAGUGGACGGAUGCUGGUCGACAGCGCAUUAAGCUGGGCCUGAACUGUGUGGGUGGAAAGCCAACUGCUGCAAUGGUGAAGUGUCUCAGCAAAGGUGCACACCUCGUGACGUAUGGCGGUAUGUCUAGACAGCCGCUUCAGCUCGCGACCGGGAAGCUUAUCUUUGAUGAUUUGCGCUUUAGCGGCUUCUGGGUUAGUCGCUGGGCCGCUGAAAAUGCCGAGGCAAAACAGCGUACCGUUGAUGACCUCCUAACCAUGGUUCGAGAUGGCUCUUUCCGUGACGCCCCCUCUCAAGAAAUCAAGUGGAAUUGGGAUGUAGAUGAGCAAGUAUUGAAAGCGGCGGUUCAGGGUACGCUGGAUGGCUUCAGAGGAGGUAAAAGUAUCCUGGUGACGGGCGACACGUGA
Molecule: messenger RNA, 1350 nt
Organism: Blumeria graminis f. sp. triticale
Lineage: Eukaryota; Fungi; Ascomycota; Leotiomycetes; Helotiales; Erysiphaceae
Source: the annotation of a GenBank genome assembly